AUGAAUAUAGCAAUGGCUGGGAAAGCUGUGCCUGCAGGAGAUACAGUGAAAGAAUGUCUUCAGGAGUCACCCAAGCCCCAGACACCUCCUGAGGUGAGGAAGUUUCGCCACAGUAACCAACCGGAGCCAGGAGUGAUCAGAGUGCAUCAUGGGAAAGCUGGAGAUCCGGAUGUGGCCAGUGCCCUGGUCCAUGGGGUCAGCACCAAAGCCUCCCUCUCUAGCACUAACCUGCUGAAUCCCCCUAAGAGCACAGUGUUCCAGGAGAAGCUGCAGCAGCUGAGUGAGGCGCAGUACAGGUCCCAAGAGAGGGCACCACUGGGCCGGGCCCGUGGGCAGAGCGGAGGACUGCCCGCCUGGGUCAGAGAGAACACUGUGUUUGGGGUCAAGAACGCCAUUGGGCUGGAUGUGCGGGAGCUGCUGAACCCUCCUAAGACCAGAGCAGAGGUGGAGAGAGAGGCCCAGGAGGCACACGAGCUCUACAUGCACAGCCACAACCACUACUUUGUCGGUGAGCGUAUCAACAGGAAGUAUGACCUUCCUCACUUUAGCGCAGACAGCGUGUUCGGACUCCCCACUCCUCACCAUGACGACGGGCGUAAUCUGGCCAAGACUCUGCGGUGGAUUCACUCGGAUGAGCUAAAGGGACCAACUUCAAUUUCAUCACAAACCUUUGGGAUUCUUCCACCUUCGGAUCAGUAUGGAGCAGGAGAGGUGAUCUACCGCACUGGCCCGGGACAGUACACCCAGGGACCCACCACACAGCGCAGCCUGGUCCAUGCCAUCCGCCACCAUCUCAAGAAGGUCAACUUCCACUUCUUCCCCUCGCUGCUGCGCGCCUUCAGACACUAUGACAAGAAGGGCCGUGGGCUGAUAGACCUUCAGGACCUGGAGGAGGUGUGUCGUGAGUUCAAGUUGGAGCCCGGGCCGGCCGUGCUCCAGGAUCUGCUACACUACUGCGACGUGGACGGGGACGGACUUAUCAGCUUCAUGGAGUUCGCCAACUUCCUCUGCUGGAAAGACAACAUGCCCAUCAAGAUCCGGGACCAGAAGAUACUCACUGGAGAGCACAUGAGCAGUGGCUUGUCUGACAGAGAGGUGCCUUACUCCAGACCACUGCUGAGGCCCGAGGACCUGGAGCCUGUAGAACCAGGCAGGCCUCUACGAGUCCCUCGCACGCUCACCCGCUCCAGGGGAGAUCCAGAGGCCUUCACUCCCUCCUCGGCUCUGAUUGGGGCCGUCACUGAUUCUGCAGCGGGGAAAGCCCUGCGCUCCUGUGGCGUCCCCACCAUCCGCACAGACCUGCCCGCGCCCCGUCUGAGGAGAGUGAGCGACAGGACAAACUACGGAGACACGGCCGACGCCGCCACCCUGCUCUGUCCCCACGUGCACGCUGCUCUGGGCGUGCACGAGCAGGACUUCCUUUGCCCACGUAGCAAACAAGAGAUCGCAGAGAUCUUCCAGAACAUCGGGCUGGACUUGUCCCAGCAGCUGUUGGACGAGGCCUGGGAGCUGGCCACCGUGAGGAGCCCCAGUGGAGACGUGAGCGUGGAGAACUUCAGGAACGUGCUCAGGGAACUAAAGGCCAUGUAG
Periophthalmus magnuspinnatus is the source of this 1590-nucleotide messenger RNA. It is a transcript of the gene efhb, whose product is annotated as EF-hand domain family, member B. Lineage: Eukaryota; Metazoa; Chordata; Actinopteri; Gobiiformes; Gobiidae. Gene Ontology annotation, molecular function: calcium ion binding. The record is from RefSeq and is a predicted model, not a curated record. The transcript is spliced from 12 exons. The coding region runs from base 1 to 1590 and encodes 529 amino acids.